Messenger RNA from Leucoraja erinaceus (little skate), 1226 nucleotides. RefSeq names its product uroplakin-3a-like. NCBI's taxonomy places the organism in Eukaryota, Metazoa, Chordata, Chondrichthyes, Rajiformes, Rajidae. The coding region runs from base 105 to 971 and encodes 288 amino acids. The record is from RefSeq and is a predicted model, not a curated record. The transcript is spliced from 7 exons.
GUUAUACCUGCAGCUGACUCGCUGCAUCCAGGCUGUUCCUUAUCGCAGUUCAUUCUCGCUGCCCCUGCUCCUACUGAGAAUAGCUGACAACUUCCCCCGCCAACAUGAAGAUCGCUCUGCUUUUGUUAAGUGUUUGGCUUUCAUCUGCUUCCAGCAACCCUCUGAGCUUCAAGCCUGAAGUCUCCUCCAUCGCUUUGACUCUGGGUCUGCGGACUUCCACGACCGUGACCCUAGCCAAGCCUAUCUGUGUGUUUUCCAGCGGUGAUGUGGUCGAGGUGUUUGGAGUACAGACAACGGCAGACUCGAUCCCAAUUGAAAUCGGCAACAGGACCAUAUUGACUUACCAACAAACCGAUGGAGGUGCAAGGGGGCCGUAUCGAGCGGCCAGAUUUAUGACUCCCAUUUGUACAUCGUUGCCCUUCGUGCCGAGCCGGGACCCUGCGGUGAUUCGUGUACAAAUCGAACAAUAUCUCUUCAGAGUUGGGGAUGAUGAUCAGUGUCUGAACCAAGCGCCCUUUGUCUCGGGGAACUGUAACGCACCACUUAAAGAGAAUGUAGCUUACAGGUUCAAAUACGCUGUGCUGAACUCCUCCACAAACAUCAUUUUAAAUGAAACGUCCUGGUCCGAUCCCAUCCCCCUCCUACGAGUUGCUGACUUUGCCCUCAUUGAUACGUGGCCUGGAGCAAGGACGGGAGGAAUGGUGGUGAUCACAACUCUCCUUGUUAUCCUUCUCUCUCUUCUCCUGUGCGGUUAUGGUGCUUUGAUGGUUUAUGCCUGUUGCCUGAAGGAGGAGACCCUGCUCGCAGAACCGCAGCCCGUUCCAAGGACCUACAUCACCCAUCAGAAAAACAUCGGCUUUGCUGAUGUUCUCCAAAAGGAAGGACAGAAGCCCGUUGCCCGGCAGUCUUCUGUAGCAGCACAUUAUCAAGAAAUCGAUGCUGCAUCUCAAGCUCCAGUAUAUGAACACUAAACGCAAGACCCAAGACGGUCGCCGUUAUAGACUGAAGACGUGACUCUGCAGAACGGCAGAGAGAUGAACGCUGAUAAGCAACAAGGUUUCCUUAUAUUCUUCCAGGCUGCACCACGUAACUGGGACACAAAGUUGGUUUUACAAAUCAUGGUGAAUGUAUUGGUGGUGGGGUGGGGGGUAAAUUCUAACUGAUUUGGUUACACUUCUGUUUUAUCAUUGACUUGCAUUGUUGAAAUAAAGUACUUUGUCACCUGG